AUGGACAAGGUGCUGUCCUUCUCCAUCCUGAGCGCGUCGCUGGCGGACGUCGCCUCCGGCGCCGGCGCCGGCGGCAGCUGGGCUCGGGUCUCCUGGCGUGGGAGGAAGCUGCAGGAGGACGACAGGGCUGGAGCAGCAGGGAAACAGGGGAAGCAGGGCGGUCUGCCGGUGGAGUCAGAGCAGCAGCCGGGCAACGUGAAAUCGCAGUCACCGCUGCCGCGGUUCGCGCCGGAGUUUGAUGGGAUCGACUGCUUCGAGACCAUAGUGUGGCAUUGAUCCGUGAAUCACGAGCUGCUCCUGGUCCAGCCGGGCAUGUGACUACUAACUCUUUCUUCGUUUGAUCGGCGUGUUCAUUCAUCGUUGACGUGUGCUUCUAAAUGAAGUCGCGAGCUACCUGUAAACCAAGCUCUUCAUAUUCUACAAGGAAACCCAUUUUUAAGGCU
Messenger RNA from Aegilops tauschii subsp. strangulata, 443 nucleotides. RefSeq lists its product as uncharacterized. The record is from RefSeq and is a predicted model, not a curated record. NCBI's taxonomy places the organism in Eukaryota, Viridiplantae, Streptophyta, Magnoliopsida, Poales, Poaceae.